Molecule: messenger RNA, 5606 nt
Organism: Aphis gossypii (cotton aphid)
Lineage: Eukaryota; Metazoa; Arthropoda; Insecta; Hemiptera; Aphididae
Gene: brat
Product: brain tumor protein
Exons: 3
Coding region: 799-3432 (877 amino acids)
Biological process (GO): negative regulation of translation
Molecular function (GO): mRNA 3'-UTR binding; zinc ion binding; translation repressor activity
Source: RefSeq, a predicted model, not a curated record
GGUAGAGCGCGCUGCCAGUGGCGCGUAGCCGGCGCGCACUCGGUCCCAUCACCUGGGCUACCGGGUCGCCGCCGUCACCACCGCGCCACGGCAGACGAUCACGCAGUUUAGUUGAUCGGCCGGUUCCCAUACCGUCAUUCAUGCAGACGUCGCUUACGUGCGCGAGCCGGUUCAAAAAAAAAAAAAAAAAUAUUUCACGUUUAUGUUUUUGUUGUUAAGUCGAUGGAAAUAAUAAGUUUUAAUUUUUUUUCACUUUUAAAUUCCGUACGUGUGUGUUAGUCCGCUGUUAAGUUUUUUCUCAUUAUUAUUGAUUUUUUUUUUUUACUUUCCUCGUGAUUUAAGAACAUAUAAAAAAAAAAAAAAAUGAAAUAAAAAAUGUUCGAGUGAAACACAUAAAGGAAAUUUUCAGUAAUAACAAAAUCGUCACGAUCGCACGCGCGUGUGUGCAACAGUAUAGUUGUUAUAUUUUGUUUAUUAUCAAAUAAUUUUUCCUCGCUCGUUUGUUUGUUUGUUUUAUUAUUAUUAUUAUUAUAUUUUUUAUUUUUAUUUUAUAAGUGUUAAAAGUGUUAUUAUUAUUAUUAUAUUAUUAUAAUUUUUUUUUUUAUCAUUCGUUAAAGAAUCCGCAAGUGCGUUCGUUUUCGAUCGGUGAGAAAAAAAAAUACACAGAGCAGAAUAAUAAGAAUAACACGCGCGCACGCUGUACAAUCGCGCACCGCAGGACUUUGGUGAAUGGAAUUGAGACGAUCGAAUUGCUGUAAUUUGUUGAACAGUGUCAAAGAUUUAAACCCGUUGGAUUAAAUGAUGGCUUCUCCAACGCCGUCUCUAGAUUCGUUAUCCGGAUUCAACACGUUCGGCCCGGACUACAAUAGAUCGUUGUCAUCUAGCCACUCACCAACCGACUCAGAUAGCAGCGGUUCGGGCGUGUCCACAGGUGGCAGUGGAACGAGCAACAACACUGGUCCCCGCAAAUGCCAGUUGUGCCAUGAGAUUUUCUCAAACCCGCGAGUGCUUCCUUGUCUACACACCUUCUGUCACGCCUGCUUAGAGAAUAACCAGGACCAACCGGAGAAAAUCACGUGCCCCAACUGUCACCAGGAGUGCAUCCUCACAAACCGCGGAAUAUCCGGACUGUUGCCAGACUUCACCGUAAACGGUUCGAUCGAGGUGAACCCGGACAAGUUUGCGGGAGUGUGCAAAGGCUGCAAGAAUCUCAACACAAACGUGGUGGCAUACUGUUACGACUGUCAGCAAACGCUGUGCGCAAACUGCAUGAUGGCCCACCAAUUCAUGAACUGUUUUGAAGAUCACCGCUUGCACGGUUUGACGUUCGAAAAUGGUGACGACACGAAGAACGCGUUCAUACCGACCACCGUGGGCGAUCGCGUGGUGUUCUGCUCUCGUCACAAGAACGAGUCGCUCAAGUACUUUUGCCGCACGUGCAACGUGCCCGUGUGCAAAGAGUGCACUCUCAGCGACCAUCAGUUCAGCAUGCACGACGUGGAACACUUGAGCGACAUUGGCGUCAAGUUGCUGGACAUACUCAACGGAACGGUACAGGAGAGCAAAGUCAAGGCGACCGACAUCCGCAACAUGGUGAAGAACAUCGAACAUACAUCCAACAAACUGCAGGUGCAGUACCACAAAGCGCAGAACGAGAUUAACGAGACGUUUGCAUUUUACCGGUCCAUGCUCGAGGAGCGUAAACAGGAGCUUCUGAAGGAGGUGGAGAGCGUGUACAGUGCCAAGCAGCUGACGUUGAACGAGGCAUCGCAAAAGGGCUUGGAGGUCGUGGACAAGAUCUACCAGACUGGUGAGUUCGUCGAUCGUCUGACCAAAAACGCCAAUGUGGUCGAGUGCUUAUUGUUCAAGAAACUUCUUGACUCCAAGCUGCAGUCGCUUAUGAGCUACGAACCCGACAACAGCGUACAGAACAUCUGCGAUCUGGAAUUCGUGUCCAACUAUCAGGCCAUACAGGUGGGCGUGCGGAACACUUUUGGGUACGUGCGGUCCAGCACCGAACUGGGAGUAAUCGGGCCUGGCAAACAGCCUCCGAUCGCCCGUCCGACUAACGGGUCGCUGAUGAACGGAAACUCGACGAUCAUCUCAAACGGUUGCAUGAACGGCGGUGGCCCCGCAGACCUAAUGCAGCAGCACAACGGUGUCAACUGCACCAACGGCGGAGGCGGCAACGGUGGCAUCAUCGAACGUCCGUAUUCCAACGGGCUGACGUCCACUAGCCCUUUGUCGUCCGGCCAGUACGACACCAACAACAUCCUGUCCAAGCGGUUCAACAGCGUCAACAGCUUGGGACCGUUUUCGGCCAGCUCGAUCGGUGACUUGAACCUGAACGCCAUCGGCAACAUGAACGGAAUCAACGGCAUGGGUGGUGGAAACGGUGGUAACGGCGGUAACGGCGUCAACGGUGGUGGCAUGAACAGCAUCAACCCGUACGAGAAGUGGUCCAACGGCGGUAGCGGUGAUAUAUUCCAAAACGGCAGUGCCGACUUCCCGCUCACCAUCGACAACAACGACUCUAUACUGGACCUGUCCAGCAAGCUGUUCACCGCGUCCAUAUUCCCGCCUAAGUCGCAAAUCAAGCGGCACAAGAUGAUCUACCACUGCAAGUUCGGCGAGUUCGGCGCCAUGGAGGGCCAGUUCACCGAGCCCAGCGGCGUGGCGGUGAACGCGCAGAACGACAUCAUCGUGGCGGACACCAACAACCACCGAAUUCAGAUAUUCGACAAGGAGGGCCGGUUCAAGUUCCAGUUCGGCGAGUGCGGCAAACGGGACGGACAGCUGCUGUACCCCAACCGCGUGGCCGUGGUUAAGCCGUCCGGCGACAUAAUCGUCACCGAACGGUCGCCCACACACCAGAUCCAGAUCUACAACCAGUACGGACAGUUCGUACGCAAGUUCGGCGCCAAUAUUCUGCAGCACCCCCGCGGCAUCACCGUCGACAACAAGGGCCGCAUCGUGGUGGUCGAGUGCAAAGUGAUGCGCGUCAUCAUCUUCGACCAGGCCGGCAACGUGCUGGUCAAGUUCGGGUGUUCCAAGCACUUGGAAUUCCCUAACGGCGUGGUGGUCAACGACAAACAGGAGAUAUUCAUUUCUGACAACCGGGCACACUGCGUCAAGGUGUUCAACUACGAGGGCCAGUAUCUGCGGCAGAUCGGCAGCCAGGGCAUCACUAACUAUCCGAUUGGCGUGGGCAUAAACGCCUCGGGCGAGAUACUCAUCGCCGACAACCACAACAAUUUCAAUCUGACCAUAUUCACGCAGGAGGGCCAGCUGGUGUCCGCCCUCGAGUCCAAGGUGAAACAUGCCCAGUGCUUCGACGUCGCCCUCAUGGACGACGGCUCCGUCGUGCUGGCCAGCAAGGACUAUCGGCUGUACAUCUACCGUUACAUUCAAAUACCUCCGAUGUUAAUGUAGAUCUCAUUAUUAAGCAUUCCUAAAAAUUAAAUUGAAUCAAGUCGCCAUGAAAAAAAAAAAGGUCAACGGAAUUUUUUUUUUUGGUUUUGUGAAAAAAAAAAUCUGUUAACAUUUUUUUCUUUUCUUCUCCCCCACCCAAACUUAAAAAAAAGUUGUUCGCUCUCUUUGUGUCCACUGCUCAUCACACAUUAUUUUGUUAUGCAAAAAAAAAAAUGUCGCAGGUUUGUGCGCGUUUAUUAUAUACAUAUAUUCAUAUAUUAUCAUUAUGUCCUGAGCAUUUAAUGCCUGUCAGGAAUACAGUUACAUAAUUAUGUUUUUAUUAAUUGAGUAAAUUAUUAUUGUUUCAUUUUAGCAAAUUCACAGUGUAAACCUGUUACAUUUUGAGUACUUAAACCCACAAAAAAUAUAUAUGUCAGUUAAAAAAGAAAAAAAACAAAAAAAAACCAUCAACAGUACAUGUUUGUUUUAUUAUGAUUUUUUUUUUUUGUGUUUUUUACCUCUAACUUUUAACGUUUUUAAUAUUUUAACUUCGCGGGGUUUUUAUUCUUUGGAUGUUUUUUUUAAAUACAUAUUUUAUUGUAACCAGGUUAGAUUGAAAUUCUGAGACUUGUAAUUUGUAACUUAAGGACUGUUAUUUUGUAUUAUUAUUAUGUGAAUUAAUUAUUAUUAAACAUAACUUUUAAAAAGUAGAUGAAAAAAUGAUUAGGCUAGCGAGUGUCUUUGUCUUCUUUAGUGCGCGAAACUUACUUAUUUUUGUUAUUAUUUUUGUAUUCAUUAAAAUGUACUGAAAUCCCAGGAUAGUUUUCUUACCAAUAUGCCUUUAAACUAAAUUAAUUUUAAUUUUGUUUAAUUGUUUUAAUUUUAAUAUUUUUGUUAUUACAUCAAAGUAUCUGCUCUGAUUUGUUGAAGCGUUCCUUUCCAUGGGACUUUGCUAGUCAAAUUUCGGAUUCCGAGUCUCCUAUUUUUUUUUUCGCCACUUUAUGUACGGAUACUCGCACCAUGUUUUUUUUAACCUGUAUUAUUUGAGAUAAAAUACCUACCUAAAAAUAUAUUAUUUAAGUUGUUUAUCCUUUAUUUUUCGUUCAUUUCUAUAUAUUCGAACUCAAAAAUAUUUUAGUACGUGUACAGGUUUACAAUAUUUUUUGUCCUAAUUAUACAUUUAUUAUACAUAAUUACUUAUACUAGAAUUAUAAUAAUUACUAAAUCAAUUUUUGUGUAAGUGUGUAAUUCUCAUAUUUUGCGUUGUUAUUUUAUAUUAAUAAUCAAGCGUUGAAAACGAAAUCUUAAUUAUAAAACGUACAAACAAAAAGUACUAAAUCAACAAAAAUUUAUAAUUUUUUAAUUGGGAGUAAUAAUUGUUAUAGUGGGAUUGCUCACUAGUUUUUGUUUUUCUUUGUCUAAGUAGUUAUUGGAUAUUAUUAUUGUUGAGUUUAAUUUUAGUUAAUUUUCAUCUUUUUAUAUAUAAAAAAAGUAUAAUGUGCGGUAUUCCAUUAGACUUUUUAUUCUUAAUUGAUUUUUUGUACUUUCGUAUUCUUAUAGUUAAGGAUAAUAGUGUCUUCACAGUAUUUAAUUUUUUUCUUAAUUUUUUUUUUAUGCACCAAGAAAUAAAAUUAAUAUGAUAAUGUAGCUUUAAUGUAGUGUUUGUGUUUGUGUUUUACGCGUUUAUUAUUAUUAUUAUUAUUAUUAUUAUUAUUUUUUAUUAUUAUUAUUAUUAUUAUUAUUAUUUUUGCAUUUUUAAUGAUAUUUUCGAAUUUAUUAUUAUUUAUUAUUGACGAUUAUAAUAUUAAUUAAUAAUGAGGCAUUUAGUUAGCUAAUAAUAGCUUUGUAAACUUGCGCUUGUCUCUCCAUUUAAGUUACGUGUUUAGUUGCUAAAGUUCAUGUUAUCUCAAUUUGAAAACAAGUUAAAAUAGAAAACGUAAUAAGUAAUGUCCUCGUCAUAAGUUAAACAAUAUGAACACUAUCAAAUAUUAUUAUGUUUAUCAAUGAAUAAUAACACAUUAUAUUAUUGUCUCCUAUAAUUAUUUUUAUACGGCAAUGCGCAUUUUUUUGUUUUAUUUAUUUCUUAUUAUUUAUUUUUAUUUUUUUUUUUUUUUUGUUUAAAGAUAAUUAAAACUUGUUAUACAUUUUUUUUAAUAUAAUUUUUAUAAUACAUGAUAAUUAAUUUCGAAAAUAUA